Messenger RNA from Lucilia cuprina (Australian sheep blowfly), 2691 nucleotides. RefSeq names its product basement membrane-specific heparan sulfate proteoglycan core protein-like. Bases 1 to 2676 code for a protein of 891 amino acids. NCBI's taxonomy places the organism in Eukaryota, Metazoa, Arthropoda, Insecta, Diptera, Calliphoridae. The transcript has 8 exons. The record is from RefSeq and is a predicted model, not a curated record.
AUGAUUAAGUUAAUUGUUGGUGGGUACACCUGGACCCGUGAAGACGGCAGCCGUUUGCCCCCCAAUGCUCAAAUCCACAACAAUGAAUUGUACAUCUAUAAUGUGCACAAACAAGAUGAGGGUCGUUAUGUCUGUGAACUCAUAGCCAAUGGUGUCAGAUCUAAACCCUCUUAUGCUGAACUCUAUGUCAAGCGUGAGUAUCAAGCUAAAAUGGACAAACUUCAUCUUGCCGAUGUUCAGGCUAGUGAUGCCGGCACCUACAUCUGUACUGCCACUGCCGCCGAUGGUCAAUCGGUUGACUACCCCACCAUCUUAGUGGUGACCGGAGCCAUUCCUCAAUUCCAUCAAGAUCCCAUCAGUUACAUGUCUUUCCCUACUUUGCGUGAUUCCUACAUUAAAUUUAACUUUGACAUAACCUUCCGCCCUGAAAAACCCAAUGGUUUGAUCUUGUUCAAUGGUCAAAAGAAGGGUAAUGGUGAUUAUAUUUCUUUGAGCUUAAAUGAACGUUAUCCCGAAUUCCGUUUCGAUUUUGAUGGCAAAUCGAUGGUGAUUAUUGCCGAACAACCGGUGGAACUUAAUGAAUGGCAUACCGUUAGAGUGAAUCGUUUCCGUCGUGAUGGUUAUAUGCAAGUCGAUGAUCAACAUCCCGUAGCCUUCCCCACCUUAUCGCCUUCGAGUUCUUUAGAUUUGGUAGAUGAUUUGUAUUUGGGCGGUGUACCCAGUUGGGAUAUAUUGCCACGAGAUGCUGUAGAUCAACCUGUAGGCUUUAUCGGUUGCAUUAGCCGUUUAACUUUGCAGGGUUCGAUUAUUGAAUUGAUGAAGGAGGCUAAGGUUAAGGAUGGCAUUACUGCCUGUCAACCAUGCCGUGAUAGUCCUUGCAAUAAUGGCGGUAUUUGUUUGGAAAGUCAAACUGAAAUGGCUUAUACCUGUAUCUGCCAACAAGGUUGGACCGGACGUAAUUGUGCGAUAAAGGGUACACAGUGUACUCCCGGAAUUUGCGGUACCGGACGUUGUGAAAACACCGACAUGGGUAUGGAGUGUUUGUGUCCUUUGAAUAAGACCGGUGAUAGAUGUCAAUAUAUCGAACAUUUAAAUGAGAAUAGUUUGGCUUUUAAGAAGAACAGUUUUGCGGCUUAUGGAACUCCAAGAGCCUCCAAAUUGAACAUUAAGUUCCAGGUAAGACCUAAUACCUUGGAAGAUGCGGUGUUAUUGUAUGCAGCCGAAAGUAAGUUACCUAGCGGAGAUUUUGUGGCGGUAGUUUUGCGCAAUAAACAUGUGGAAUUGAUCAUCAAUACCGGUGCCCGUUUGAAGCCGGUGGUAGUAAGAUCUUUGAAUCCAUUACCAGUGAAUAAAUGGACUGAAAUAGAAAUUGCCAGACGUUUUGGUGAGGGCAUUUUGAGAGUAGGCGGAGAAGCUGAACAAAAAGCCAAGGCUGCCGGAGCAGCACGUACUUUAUAUAUUAAGACUCCCAUGUAUAUAGGAGGUUACGAUCACGAAAAGAUCACUUUGAAUAGAGAUGUUAAUGUGACGCACGGUUUUGAUGGUUGUGUAUCAAAUCUUUAUGAGGGCUUGAGAGAGAUUAACUUAAUAGCCGAUAUAAGCGAUGCAGCCAAUAUACAAAAUUGUGGCGAAAUAAAUGAAAUCGAUCAAAACGAAACCUUUGCCCACGAAGAUCAAUUAACUAACGAAAAUGACUUGGGUGUAUUGGAUGCCUGUGCCAGUGAUCCCUGUGAGAAUGGAGGUCAUUGUAUGGUCAUAUAUGAUAUGGCGGUUUGCAGCUGUAUGGUAGGCUUCGCCGGCAAACACUGUGAAGAACACAUAACCCUACAAUUUGAUGCCAAUUUCCAUGGUAAUGGUUAUUUGGAAUUGAAUAGAUCACAAUUUGAUGAGAAUGUCGAACAGAAAUACUCCUUUGCUGCCAUGGUCUUUUCGACCAGUGAACCUAAUGGUUUGUUAUUAUGGUGGGGCCAACCAAAGGGUGAGGCCUUAAAUAAACAAGAUUAUAUGGCUUUAGCUAUAACCGAUGGUUAUGUUGAGUUCAAAUUCCGUUUGAAUGGUGAAGAAGGUGUUGUACGCAAUCCCGAUAAACGUGUCGAUGAUGGUCAACGUCAUAUUGUUUUGAUUAAACGUACCGAUAAUACUGCCAUUUUGGAAUUGGAUCAUUUAUUGUAUACUGCUGAGGCUGCACCCACCGGCAAGAAUACCAUGUCUCUGCCAGGUCAUGUCUUUAUUGGUGGCGCUCCCGAUUUGGUUUCCUUUACCGGCGGCCGUUAUACACAAUACUUUAACGGUUGCGUUAGGGUAGUGGAAGGUGAAAGUAGUGGUAUCAUAGAUCUAGGCAAAGUAGCUGUAAGCGGUAUCAAUGUUGACUCUUGUCCAGAAACUUGGAAUCCUUCUAGUUUAGUUUAUCAUGAAUUAGAUUAUAAUGAUUUUCGUUUUGAUCCCAGCAUGUUUGAUGCUUUAGAUCAACCUCCACCCGUACAUAUACUAUAUCCUAGACCAACACUCUCCAUAAUAAAUUCCUAUAGCACUAAUCGUGCUAAUUUACUAAGUUCCUUAAAUCUCCCUCUAACUUCUUUAAUUAUCAUAAGCUCAACAUUCACCUACUUACUAGAAUCGUUUCACUUAACUAGCAAAUAUUUUAAAAUUUAUUUUAAAAUCAAAUUGAAAACAUAAAAUUUUAUUUGAAAA